AUCUGAUAACCUGUAAUCUUAAGUUUCAUCUGAGAUACAGAGUUACGUUUUCUUUUGAGUUACAUUGUUGCAAAUUUAUCUUAACUCUGUGACAAACUGUGAUUGCAGACACUGUUGGAUAUAAGUUGAUAACAACAGCCACUUCUAUGUUUUUGUUGUGAAUGUGCUGAGCUGGUAUUGUAUUUGUACAGGUGAACUGAGCUGAUACCAAGAUGGGUUUUUGUGGAGGCUGUUUCAAGGCUCUGUUGAUAUUCUUUAACAUCAUUUUCUGGCUGUCAGGUGCGGCCAUCCUCGGUGUUGGGGUAUGGAUGAUCGUGGACAAGAACAUCAACAGCUACUUCGAGGUUCUCAAUGUGGACACACACGACCAGUACUUUAAAUAUGCUGCGUACAUGCUGAUUGCGUUUGGUGUGUUUGUUUUCCUUGUUGGUUUCUUCGGAUGCUGUGGGGCCAUCAGGGGAAGCAAAUGCUUGCUGGGACUGUACAUCUUCUGUCUGGUGCUGGUGUUUGCGGGCGAGAUCGCUGCAGGAGUCAUCUCUAUUAUCUACAAGUCAGAGGUCGAAAAAAAAGUUGACGACACCCUAACAAAGUCCAUCAAGGAGAAGUAUAACAUCUCAACCACCAUCACUGAAGCCUGGAAUGUGGUCCAGAUACAGCUUGACUGCUGUGGAGGUUUGGGCGCAAACGACUAUAAUGGUAGCAAGUUUGAGGAGAAAAACCGACCAAUGAAGAUUCCGCCAACCUGUUGCGUCCUGACCAACAAAAACGAGGCGGAAGAAAAACCAGACUCUGCCAAGGCCAAAAAUCUCACGGCAUGUAUGGAAUUGAAGGAUACUAUGUUCUUUCAUCAAAAGGGCUGUAAGGAGGGAUUGAUUGACUGGGCCAAGAUGCACACGGCCAUUCUCAUUGGGGUAGCCAUGGGUAUAGGCGCCAUUCAGAUAUUUGGACUGGUCAUAGCCAUCUGCCUCUGCCGACAAGUGGACAGAGAGGAAAAAUACUAGGGACACCAAAACACCCUAAAUGGCUCAACUUACCAAAUGGCAAUAUAUGUGUACAACAAAAUUGAUUAUUAUAUAAUAACCCCACUCAAUAUGCUGAAGGCAAUAUCCACAUAAUAAAACAUAAUAUUCUUGAGUCAUUAUAGUCAUCAAAUCAAUUUUAAGUCUUUGAUAAAGCAGGCUUGUUUAGGCAUUCACAAAUGUGUCAACUUUGAAUUUUAUCCUCGACCAUAUUGCAGGAGUGAUGAUUUGGAAAAGUUCCUGAAAACUUACAGAAGUGCAAAAAAUUGAUAUUUUUUGAAAUUGUCAGUAAUAGAUCUUCAUGUAUGUAUUGUGUUUCUUGGAUUUGAAAUCAUUUUUUAUCGGCUAAUAUAACCCUUUGACACGUUGUUAUUAUGGAUUUUUCAAUAUUAUCAUAACAUAAAUAGUUAAUAAAAAAAAAAUCCUGAACUAUUUAAAGGUUUCCUUAAGGUUUUUCUCAGGUUCUGCCUGAUUUAUAUUACUUUCUUUAUUUUAACAGCUGAACAAAAGAAUCUCUCUUUAUGGCAAAAUUAGUAACUGUUAAAACAAAUUAUUGAAGAGAACAAUGUGUCAUUUCUACAGAAAAUUAACCUUAUGUAAUCGUUGUUUGUGUCUUGUAAUCAGAAAUAUAUUGCAGUGAAUAUUCUGCCGCAAUUUAAUAGGAUAAUUUUAUAUCCAUGAUUUUAUAGUUAGUCUGAAAGAGGUAUACAUGACCACUAUAGUUUGUUUUCUAUACAUUUUCUUUUCAAAUGAUGUGUUCUUUUUUCAUUCAGUGUUCUGUGAACUCAAGCAUCAUUUUCUCAUAAAUCACAAUAGUUAACAACGUAAAUUAUUGCUUAAUUCCAAUUUAUGGAUUAAUGGCUUAAUUUACAUGAUCGAUAGGAAAGGUAAAUAUGUAAAGUUUAUGACAUCUACAGAAGGUUACAUCGAAACUUGAAAACGUUCUUAUCAGCUUGAAUAAAGCCAAUUUAAGGCAUGUUUACAAUUUGAUUGGUUUACAUUUUUCUGCUCAAGAGUAGGCAACUGUUAAGGCUGUUAUGCAUGUACAUGUUUUAGUCAGUGUUCAGAAUAAUGUAGAGUUAUAUCCAGGGUUUCUGAAAACUGACAAUUUGCCGAUCUGGACUGAUUUUGACCACACCAGACCGAUUUCAGGAACAAAAAAUGGUUAGAAAAUCGGUCUGAAAUUUGUUUCUUAUUUUUUGGUCCAAAACAGCUAAGUCAGUAGAAAAUGUAAUACACAAACCAGUUUUGUCAUUGAAAAAAACACCUGACACCCCAAUUAAAUAGAAUAAAAUUGCUAUCACUUAUAUUCAAUCCUUCUCUGUUAAAAGCAAUCCCAUGACUCGGUCAAUUUCAGUAUUAUUGUCAGUCAUUGUUUUGUCUCCUUGUUACUGAAGUUAAGGUUCGGAUAAAUCUUAGAUUGAAUGGAUUAGUGAUGUAAUAAAACUGACAAUUGCUUUUUAAGAGGCAGUUUCAGUUUGGUAUAAGAAAAUGUUUUACGACAAGUGCUAAGCUUAGUUUGGUCAUGUAGAAGAUCUAAUGAUUAUCAAAUAUCAAAUAAAUAUGUUUGGGGUUUAUUAAGCAAAAAAGAAAUGUAAAUUGCCACAAAAGUAGCCAUGGAAUUAUGUCAUAAUUUCAUCACAUUGUUUUCUUUUAUCAUAUUUAUUUUGAGACCCAUUUAUGUUUGUGGCUGUUCAAGUUUAUCAAUGUUAAGUAAUAGUUAUGGUUAGGUAGUUUCAUUCUUUUUCAACCCUACAUAUACUUGUAAAGGUCUUGGUUGAAACAUAAAUGUGCUUAUAAAAACGAAAUGUAAAAUUCAAUUGUAUAUAUAUUUAUAUAUAUAUAUAUAUAUAUAUAUAUAUAUAUAUCAUAGUUUAUGUUAUGUUUCUAUAUUACAAAGUCAUUAUUACAUGCGAUACUUUGUACAUAAUCUUAUUCUGUUUUCAUUUGCAGCUAUAUGUUAAAGUUUUCCAAUUUGUUGUGUAUAUCAUAUGAUAUGUAAUGAAAAUUAGACAUAAUGUCAUGAAAAUCUAACAGAUAAUGCAAUGAAAAUAAGACAGAAUGUCAUGAACAUCAAAGUUUAACUUAAAAAUAUUUAAAAAAUCAGACGUUUUGUUCUGAAAAUCAAGAAGGAUUGUAAUGAAAAUCAGACAGAUUGUAAUGAAAAUCAGACGAUUGUUCUGAAAAUCAGACAGAUUGUAAUGAAAAUCAGACAGAUUGUAAUGAAAAUCAGACGUUUUGUUCUGAAAAUCAGAUGGAUUGUAAUGAAAAGCAGACAGAUUGUAAUGAAAAUCAGACAGAUUGUAACGAAAAUCAGACGUUUUGUUCUGAAAAUCAGACAGAUUGUAAUGAAAAUCAGACGUUUUGUUCUGAAAAUCAGAUGGAUUGUAAUGAAAAUCAGACGUUUUCUUCUGAAAGUCAGAUGGAUUGUAAUGAAAGUCAGACGGUAUGUUAUGAAAAUAAGACGUUAUGUUAUGAAAAUCAGACGGUAUGUUAUGAAAAUCAGACGGUACAAUGUAAUGAAAAUCAGUCUGUAUUAAAAAUGGAUGUCAGACAUAAUGUAAUGAAAAUGAGACAUUACUUUGAGGGAUUAAUUAAGAUUUUGCUAAACAAAAGGCACAUGAAUCUCAUUUUAGUGUUUAUUUUUUCAAUGAUAAACUAGGAAUGCAUUUUUUGCAGAACAUUAAGGUUACAAUCUAUAAUUGGAAAACAAAAUAAACUGCAAUACAAGCCAAAGUCUUGAGUCAAAGUCUACUGGCCAGAAUUGUUCAAUCUAUGAUGGCUCAGGAAACCUAAUUGUGCCAUACAUCUUAUGCUUUUGAAAUUGUUUUAUUUGGUAAAAAAUGUUACUCCCACUAACCGUGUCAGGAGAUGACUUAAGAUAAAAGCAUCGAUUUUGUUCUUGAGAUAAAACCAUUUAUUUUGAUCUUCAGAUAAAAGUAUCUAUUUUGAUCUUGAGAUAAAAGUAUCUUUUUUGAUCUUGAGAUAAAAGCAUCUAUUUUGAUCUUGAGAUAAAAGUAUCUAUUUUGAUCUUGAGAUAAAAGCAUCUAUUUUGAUCUUGAGAUAAAAGCAUCUAUUUUGAUCUUGAGAUAAAAGUAUCUAUUUUGAUCUUGAUAAAAGUAUCUAUUUUGUUCUUAAGAUAAAAGCAUCUAUUUUGUUCUCGAAGCUAAAGCAUGUAGUUGGUUAACAUAACCAUAAAUUGAUUAUGGUUACGUAAUAGAUUGUUUUAAUAUGAGGCUGACUUAAGAAGAGCUAUCAUAGAUCCGUUGUAUUUUGAGUGCAAGCUUGAUGUUGAGUGAAGAGAUUUAUUCAAAGCCAGUUUCCGUGCAAUCUUUAAUCGUUAAGGGUACGAUAAUCAUAAGCUCCAUCAUAUAGAAAAUGCAAGCUUUAUAUUCAGAGUAACCUCUAUAGCCGGAGUGCAUUCUUAAGUUAAUAAUCUCAUAGGCUUUGUACAGGCUUGAUUUGUUUCAAUUCAGGGCCCAAAGGGGCUGAAAUGAUGAAGUUUUUGCAACUUUUCUGAUCGCCCCAGUGGGCCCGUUGUUUUUAUUCAUUCCCUUUAUACCUUACCUCAUUAUUGUUUUAACGAUUUGAUUCAUUUUGUUAAAAUAUUAUAUAUGCUUUAAACGUUAACCAUUCAUAUUUACAUUUUAUGUUUAAUGUUAGAAAUAUAUUUAAGCUUUGGAUUUUUGUGUACGCUUUUUUGUUUGGGUCUGAAUUUAGCUAUAUAGUAUAGAUUAUAAACUGACAAAUACAUGUAGUUCAGUUCGCAUGUGAGUAAUCAGAAAGUUUGAACUUGGAAUAAGAAGACAAAAAGUAUAUUGGUACAAGUAUAUUUUAUUUAUUGGUAGUUAGGAAUAGCUAGGAUAUGCCAUUAAAGCUGCAAUCUCACAGAGUGUCAGUUUUUACACUUUUUAGAAAAGUUGUCUCAGGAUCGAAUAAAUCUCGAAUGUUUGGUAAAGCUGCAGAAAAGUUUAUUUAAGGCAUACCACAUUAGUUUUCAAACAUAAAUAUGAACAGCUGAUCUUUUGUCAGCAGUCUUAUAUCACUGGUUUCCAGACAUUGACUUAAAACUUGGAUCUUCAAAGACAAAAAAUAAAAACAAAUGUCAAAACUAUCAGUCUGUGAGAGUGCAGCUUUAAAGCAUACUUCUUGUAGUGAGUUGGUGUCAGAAUUCUGUCCUCAUAAAACCAUGUGCAUUCUCUGGUAGUGCAUUGUUUUAAGUCUUCAUUACUCAAGAAUCUGAUGUACAUUAUAAAGGUAAUUUAAUGUAGAUACUGGUUUCACAGCCUGGAGUUGAAAUUCUUAUACUUUACUACCCCCUAUAUACUUGAUUUGUUCAUAAAAAUGUUCAUAAAAAAACUUGGUGGUAAAUUUUACAGAUUUAUUUUUAUUUCGUGCGAGGGAAUUUCGAAAGGAAUUUUAUUGAAUUAUACAAUAUAUGAUAAGAUGAUGUUUAAACCAUAAUUUGACAAUUUAUCUUUGUGUUAAAGGAAUAAUGAAGCCAAUGUAACUGGUACUACCAACAAGUGCACAUUGUUGAAAUGUGUUUCUGUGGGGUUUCUUUGUAUUGUAGUGAAAAUGUGCCUUGUAAAAAUGAAGGUGUUGUUGUUUUACAGACAUUUUACCUCUUUUACUGUCUUUUAAAUAUCUUGCCACCGAAAAACGAUAUUGUUGAUAUAUUUUGUUCUAUUUUUAAACUUCCAAAGAGUUGAAAAGCAUUUUUGUAAAGAAUUAAUUACUUAAUUAUUGCACAGUUAUCAAUAUUGAAUAACACUAUUUGACUUCUUCAAUGAAAGUGAUUUGCUCAAUAUUUGAAAAAGGUGAGCAAAAAAGUUGUUAAUAUUGUGAAGAAAAAUAGUUCCUUCAUGUUAAAUGUUGACCUCCGGCCUAUUUACUGGUUCAUGUUUCAAAAUUGUUUCUUGCUAUAUAGUUUAUAGAAUGUAUGGUAUUGUAUAUUUUCUAAUAUUUUAGAAUAAACUACUAAUUGUUCAAAGCUUU
Messenger RNA from Mya arenaria, 6017 nucleotides. Its product is annotated as tetraspanin-1-like. Gene Ontology annotation, cellular component: membrane. The coding region runs from base 213 to 1001 and encodes 262 amino acids. The transcript has 10 exons. The record is from RefSeq and is a predicted model, not a curated record. Lineage: Eukaryota; Metazoa; Mollusca; Bivalvia; Myida; Myidae.